GUCCGAGAAUACCCAUGAUUGAGGACUUGUUCAGGAAUUUCAGUGAAUCACGAGACACGCAAACGCCGCACAACCAUAUCAGUCCACAAAAGCGACCCAACAAUGGCGGUUGGCGGGAAAGGGGAGUUUCUGGGCUCGGUCGCCGCGUGGCGCUCACGACGCUGUGCCGAAGAAUCACACCCAAAAAGUACCCAAAAAUAAACUCAAAAAUGGACGCCAACAGUGAAAACUCAAAAGACGCGGCAAACCAGAAGACCGAUGUGGAGUCCAAGGAGAAGAGUUUAGAUGAGAAACAGGAAGCGGAUGGAAAAUCAGAGGCCGGCACCACGGAGGACGACGAGGGUGAGAGUGCUGAGAAGGAGAACGACGAGAAGCCUGAGAAGAACAGUGACAAGAAGAAGCAGGACAGCAAAGGAAACGCAAAGAAGGCGAAGCAGGAAGUCAGUGCCAUACCGCUGGGGCAGAUCGCCAAGAUUGACCAGAACAUCACAAAUACAAAGGCUGAUGGACUGCAGACGCUGCAUUCGAUCUGCUUCGAGAGCGCCGGCAAGGUGACGAUGGUGAAGAAGAAUCUGCGCAAGUUCUCAGGGUUUGCCUUCGACGGUGAUUCAGAUGAGUACAAGGGGAAGCUCGAGGCGGCACAGAAGCAUGACGUGAAGCUGCUGCGGAACGUGUGCGACGUGCUGACGUUGGACAAGAAGGGUGGCAAGGAGGACCUGGCGGAGCGUAUCUGCAGCUUCCUACUGGCGCCCGAAGGUGAUGAGGAGCUGCCCGAGGAGGAGGAAGAGGCGGAAGAGGAGGAGGCGGAGAGCGAAGAGGAACCAGAGACGCGGCGGCCGCGGAAAGUCACAACUACCACAACUUCCGGCCGGCCGCGGCGCGCCACCGCCGGUCGAGGUUUCAAUCCGGACUAUUCCAGCUCGGAGGAGAGUGAUGAGCGCUUCACCAAGACCAAGGGCAAGCGCAAAAAGGAGGACAGCGACAGCGGCUCAGACUACAAUCCGUCCGGCGGUGGCUCGGACUCGGAUGUGGGCAAGCGGCGGGCGUCAACGCGCGGCCAGAAGGGGGCCCGGCCGAGCCGGGGCAAGAAGCGUCAGCGGUCGGAGAGCGAGGACGAGACCAUGAGCUCGGAGGAUGAGAGCGACGAGCCGAAGCGGGGCGCGCGAGCGGCGGCCGGCCGCCGUCGUCCGGCGGCGCGCGGGGCGACACGGAAGAAGAGGGCACAGAGUGACACGGAGGAGUCCGAGGUGGAGAGCGAAGAGAGCGAGAAGAAGGCGAAGAAAGGUCGCGUGAGCAAAAAUAACAAAAGUCCCGUAAAUGCAAAGGCCAAGUCAGCGCCAUCGCCGGCUAAGGGCAAGGCGCGCCCCAAGCGUUCUGCCACGAAGAAGGUGACAAAAGAUCAAACGACCAGCGAAGAGGAGGAAGAAGAGCCUGAGUUGGAUGACAAGGAGGACGCUUCUGAGGACGAACCGCUGGCGAAGAAGUCUAAAACAACGUUUCCAACUGAUGACGAAAUCAAAGGGUAUGUUAAGGAGAUCCUGGAUGAUGCUAAUCUGGAGGAGAUCACGAUGAAAACUGUUUGCAAGCAGGUUUAUGCAAAGUUUCCCCAAUUUGAUUUAUCACACAAGAAGGAUUUCAUAAAGGCAACCGUUAAAUCUCUAAUUGCAACAUAAAAGCACUUUCUCCUAUUUGAAAACAGAAAAAGAGAGAGAACAAACAAUUAAGAACGGAAAGAUUUACUUUGUCAUUCAAGAUAAAUACUUUAGUAUAAAAGGAAUAAAUAUUGUGGAUAAGUGA
Molecule: messenger RNA, 1797 nt
Organism: Phlebotomus argentipes
Lineage: Eukaryota; Metazoa; Arthropoda; Insecta; Diptera; Psychodidae
Gene: Dek
Product: protein DEK
Exons: 7
Coding region: 15-1673 (552 amino acids)
Biological process (GO): regulation of double-strand break repair; chromatin organization
Cellular component (GO): nucleus
Molecular function (GO): histone binding; DNA binding
Source: RefSeq, a predicted model, not a curated record